Exophiala bonariae is the source of this 921-nucleotide messenger RNA. RefSeq lists its product as uncharacterized. Lineage: Eukaryota; Fungi; Ascomycota; Eurotiomycetes; Chaetothyriales; Herpotrichiellaceae. The transcript is spliced from 3 exons. The coding region runs from base 1 to 921 and encodes 306 amino acids. The record is from RefSeq and is a predicted model, not a curated record.
AUGACAUCAUCAUCUCCCUCUACGGCUGCUGCGUCAAACGGCACUGGCAGCCAGCAGAGCCAAAUCCACACGGCAGGAUGCAUAAUUAUUGGCGAUGAGGUGUUGGGUGGAAAGACCGUCGAUACGAAUUCGGCAUACUUGGCAAAAUUCUGCUUUUCGUUAGGCAUGCAGUUGAAGAGAGUAGAAGUAAUCGCAGACGACGAGGGCGAGAUAAUAGAGGCGGCACGGCGCAUGUCCAAGAAUUACGAUUUUGUAGUCACGAGUGGUGGGAUUGGUCCGACACACGACGAUAUUACCUACCAAUCGAUAGCGAAAGCGUUCAACCUCCCGCUCAAACUGCACGAUGGCACGGUCCAGAAGAUGAAGAAAUACUCACGGCCGCAUAAAUCACAGCCCAACUUCUCAUGGGACACGCCGUCUCCGGCCCUGACGGCCAAAUAUCGAAUGGCGCAGUUACCCACGGACGAUGCGAUCCCGGAUGAGGAGCAGGUGAUUUUUGUCAAGGAGGAUCUUUGGGUCCCCAUCGCGGUGGUCAACCGGAACAUCCAUAUCUUGCCAGGCGUGCCGAGGAUCUUCGAGACGCUGCUGCAGGGCUUGAAGCCCAGACUAUUGCCACGGUUGGCAGAUCCCGAAGGGAAAGGGUCGUAUCGUGUUCUGUUCAGCACGCCGUUGGCCGAGAGUGAGGUCGCGGGUUAUUUGACCGAGUUGGCCGCUAAGGUCGAGCCCAGGGGGAUCAAGGUUGGAAGUUAUCCGCGUUGGGGCAAGAAUCGGAAUGUGGUGACCUUGGUUGGGAAGGAUCGAGAGUAUAUGGAUUCACUAGAAGAUGAGGUGGCCAAAGGCGUCAAAGGUCUGAGGGUCUCGGUUGAGGGUGAGGAUGAUACUGAUGAUGAGACGGAUGUCAAGAAGGAUAAAGAUGCCUGA